AUGGAUUUUUCAGCCAUCCAACCUUAUCAAUAUGUGGCCAUUCGGCUACCCUCAGACCAGACCAGGGUUGAACAAAUGGUCCCAAACACUGUGAUAAAUCUGGGCAAAUAUGGGUCUUUCCGCACAAACCAGAUCAUCGGGCGUCCUUACCACCUGACUUUUGAGAUUCUUGACCGAUCCGAGGUCAAGAACGGCAGAGAGCUGCGAGUCGUGCAGGCUGCCGAGCUGCAUGCCGUUGCUCUGGUGGAGCAGGCAGAGACGGACGGGGAUGUGUCGACGCCCGUGACCGAGCUGGACGAUGUAGGAGUCUCCCAACAGCCGACGCCCAAGUCCAACGUCAACACCCACGACGACCCCACGAACCAAAAAUUGACCAUGACCGAAAUCGAAGCGCUCAAGCGCAACACCAUGGGCAGCGGGAGAGAAUUGAUCGACAAGAUCAUGCAAUCCCACUCCACCCUGGAUCAGAAGACGGCCUUCUCGCUCGCCAAGUACACGCUCAGGAAGCACAAGAAGUACAUGAAGCAGUUCACCGUGUUGCCGCUUGACGUGCCCACGCUGGUGGAUUGGAUGAUGGCAGAUCGGGAAUUUGUGAAAAUCAUGGAGAUGAGGAACGAAGCCGUAGGCCUGGUUGGAUGUUGGGCGAAUGUCCACGCCGCUGGGGAAGACUCUGCCGUGUUCGUCGACAUGGAUCCAUGCUCGCGGUAUCUGGUUGUAGAUGACACGGGCGGGCUGCUUGUGGCAGCCAUGGCGGAGAGAAUGGGGAUUCUGCACCCGACAGACCUGGGACACGAAGAGGCGACCGCCAGCGCUGAAGAUGAAGACAUCGACGACGAACGGCCCGAUGAGGCAGCGACGCAUGUACAUCGAAGACCACACCGGCAGAAAUACCGCCCCUCGGCAAUGAGCGCAUCUUCCAACACAAUCACACUGGUGCACGCGAAUCAACAGCCCAAUCUAGGCUUGCUCCGAUACUUCAACUUCGACUCCAACGCCCCCACGGCCUCCCACCCCUUAUUCGCCCGCCUCAAGACCCUCUCGUGGCUACAACUACUUGAUCCCGCAUCAGGCAUCACGUACCAAGAACCUCCCAGGAUCCCGGAUGCAGAACUUGCGCGGAUGAAAUCGAACCGGAGGAGUGCCUACUUCCGCAAACGACGACGGUGGGAACGCAUCAAGACUGUCGUGGACGAGACGCAGGCCGGCGGCUUCAACGGCCUGGUCGUGGCGAGUUUCACAGAUCCCACCUCGACGUUGCGCCAUCUCGUGCCCUUGUUGGCCGGUGGGAGCCAGGUGGUGGUCUACUCCCCCAACGUCGAACCUCUCGUCGAAUUGGCGGAUUACUACUCUACAGCACGACGGGUGGCGUUCAUCAACACACCGCUGGAACAACGAAAUGUCCCGUCGGAGGAUUUUCCGGUUGAUCCGACGCUGCUUUUGGCGCCGAUGGUGCUGACUGCACGAGUGAGGAAGUGGCAGGUCUUGCCGGGCCGGACGCAUCCGUUGAUGACGGGACGGGGUGGUGCAGAGGGCUAUAUCUUUGUGGGCACUAGGGUGGUGCCUGCACAAGGGAGGGUUGAAGCGAGAGGCAGACCGCCUAGGGGGAAGAAGGUCAAAGUCGAAGACAAGUCUGCCGGAAGUUCAGUUCAAGGUGAAGAGGAAGAUGGGAAGAGAGCGGUAGACGCUGAGGAGACGCCUCAAUCGCCGCUAAAGAAAUUGAAGGUCGAGACUGUGGCGCCAGGAGAGGAUCAUCUAGUUGCGCUUGAGGCUGUUAUCGACCAGGCAUGA
This is a messenger RNA of Fonsecaea multimorphosa CBS 102226, 1788 nucleotides long. RefSeq lists its product as uncharacterized. Bases 1 to 1788 code for a protein of 595 amino acids. The record is from RefSeq and is a predicted model, not a curated record. Gene Ontology annotation, biological process: tRNA methylation. The transcript has 2 exons. NCBI's taxonomy places the organism in Eukaryota, Fungi, Ascomycota, Eurotiomycetes, Chaetothyriales, Herpotrichiellaceae. Gene Ontology annotation, cellular component: tRNA (m1A) methyltransferase complex; nucleus.